Macrosteles quadrilineatus (aster leafhopper) is the source of this 2551-nucleotide messenger RNA. It is a transcript of the gene Ufl1, whose product is annotated as E3 UFM1-protein ligase 1 homolog. Gene Ontology annotation, biological process: regulation of proteasomal ubiquitin-dependent protein catabolic process; response to endoplasmic reticulum stress; protein K69-linked ufmylation. Gene Ontology annotation, molecular function: UFM1 ligase activity. NCBI's taxonomy places the organism in Eukaryota, Metazoa, Arthropoda, Insecta, Hemiptera, Cicadellidae. The transcript has 15 exons. The record is from RefSeq and is a predicted model, not a curated record. Gene Ontology annotation, cellular component: endoplasmic reticulum membrane. The coding region runs from base 163 to 2511 and encodes 782 amino acids.
UGUUUUGUUGAUGAUGUUUAAGUCUAACCUAUGACUUUGUCAAUUGUCAUUGUCACUUGUUGACUUGUUACUGCUAAUUGUAAAGAAACAUUUCAAUGACGAAUUAAACUUAGAUGAUUAGUUGUUUGUUCACCUACCAACUAUUCACAAUUUCACUUAAAAAUGUCGGCUGGUGACUGGGAGGAGGUUAAACGGCUUGCUGCUGAUUUCCAAAGAGCCCAACUUAGCACUUCAGCAUUAAGGCUUAGUGAAAGGAAUUGUGUCGAAGUUAUAACCAAACUAAUCGAGUUGAAGCUACUUGAAGUGAUAUUCACUACAGAUGGCAAAGAGUAUCUCACACCUCAGCAGCUGGUUAAGGAAAUAAAAGAUGAACUUUUUGUCCAUGGAGGCAGGAUAAACUUGGUCGAGCUUUCAAAGGUCUUGAAUGUUGACCUUGCUCAGAUCACAGCGAAAGCCAAUGAAAUUGAGAGAGCGGAAUCAGCAUGUCAGCUUGUCCUUGGUCAGCUGAUAGACAAAAACUACGUAAAACAUAUUGCAGAAGAAAUCAACGAACGUUUGGCCCAGCAAGGUCAGGUGUCAAUAGCCGACCUAACUCGACAGUAUGAUCUUCCUAGCGAUUUUCUUCAGUCGGUGGUGGAGAAAAAUCUGGGAAAAGUAAUUCACGCAAAGCAGGAUAAACAAGAUGCUCGGAUGUUCUUCACGGAUGCGUUUGUGGCUCGCAACAAAGCCGUGGUACGAGGCGCCCUGGUGGCUGCCACUCGACCGACACCUGUCACCGCCAUAAUCAAUCAGUGCGGCAUCUCCGAGCGGACGUUCUUUUCUGUGAUUGACAGUCUACUGGAGAGCAAGGAAGUUGCUGGUACGCUGACUGGCAGACAAGGUACUGCAGCUACGUUCAUACCUCACGUGUACUCCAAGGCUCAGAGUCAGUGGGCUACCAACUUCUACAAGCAGAACGGUUAUAUAGAGUACAGCGCGCUGCACAGACUGGGUAUCUCAGACGCAAUGUCGUUUGUGAAGCGUCAGUUCUCCGGUGAGAAGCUGGUGUUGUUGCCGUCAUGCGCCGUUGGCCGUCAACUGUUGGAUCAGGUGGAAGGCUCGUUAGAUGAGGCUGUCUCCUCCCUGUCCUGGUUUGACGUUAUGUCCGUCCUUCCGUCUGUUUUUGAAGUUGAGGAUGGAGAAGAGAUCCUCAAGGAGGUGGUGAAGAACAUGAAGAGCAAUGUUCAGACGCACACAUUCUGUAGCACUUUUGUGGUCACUGACCAUUUCCUGCAGACUCUGGUGAAGCCUAUAAAUGAAAAGCUGAUUGACAAGAAAGCAGAAGAGGCAGUGUCUUCAGGCAAGUACCAACAGUCCAGAUUGGAGAGGCAAGGGGGAGGUGGAGGGGGGAGAGAGCCAGAGGUGGACCACAAGGCUGAGAGAAGAGAGGAGAGACGCAAACGAGCGGUUGGUGGCAAGGGAGGUGGCGGAACACAGGGUCGUGAAACCAAGACCAAGUCUACAAAGAAGAAGUACGGGAAGAGCCGAGUGGAAGCGGCUAGUGAUUCUGAGGAGGAGGAGCAAGCAACUCCCGGCAAACUGGAGUUGUUGUCUCUUAGUGAAGUAAUUCAAGUUCUCAAACGUGAUGAAUCCCUGCAGGAUGAAGAAUUAGAGAACUUUGUCACCGAGAUCGCCAAAUUUCUUUUGCCUGACUUGAACAAGAAGGCAUUAGUAGCUGCAGAAGCAGUUUUUGAAAAUCUGGUGACCAACAGGGGCUCCUCAAGACGCAAGACUACAACUGAACUACAAGAGAAACUGAACGUAUCAGUCAACGAUGUUAGACUGUAUGACAAGGGAGUACGGCAGUUCCCCAGCAAAGACGUCCAGGCUCAGUUGACCAAACAUCUACUCAAGACAACGGCCUCCGAGGUCGUAAACACUUUGUUCACCUUCGCAGCACAAGACAGCAACAACCCAGGUGACAGCAAGGACAAAGAACUGACUGUUGAGGAGCGUGUGAAGAUCCUGUCUGAAUGCCCAACUGAUAUGAAAGACCCUCUACAGAAGGUGCAUAAGAGUCUGGCUGGCAGUUCUGUGGAAGAUUUCUUGGAGGCUGUAGACCCAGCUUUCUCAGCUGUUGGUUUGUUGCUGAGAAAAGCUGACAAGAAGAAAGACAGGCCCCAGCUGCUAGCUCACAGACAUGCACUGGCAGAUCAGCUGACAAUAUGUGAUGAUCCAGCACUCGUACUACACCUGGCUGUACUGUUGAUAUUCCAAGCUGUCACGGGCUGCAUGUUGCAAGCUUCAGGACGUUUUGUUUCUACGAUUCUGCAGUUUUUAGGCUCACAUCUCAGUCAGGAGGUCAAUGACAAACUGCAGAAAUAUCAUGAUUCUGUCCUAAAACUUUUAAAAGUGGGUGAUGACAAUGAAGAAAGAAAUCAGAUUCUGAAGAUUUUACAAGAAGACAUGCAGUCAGUUAAAGACAUUGCAUUGAACUACAAGAAAAAUGACAGCAUUAGUAAACAGGCCUGAAUUGUUAUGAAUAAUAAAGUUUAUAUUUUGGUUUUGGAUA